AUGGUUUCAAAGAAGGUGGUGGCCAGUUUGCUCUUGGUGUAUGUGGUGUCCAUGUUGGCUGAACAGACCGAAGGCUUCGUGCCCUUUUUCACCAAAAGUGACUUCCAGAAAAUGCAGGAAAAGGAGAGGAACAAAGGAGGGCAGAAGAAAUCCCUGACCUCACUGCAGCAGCUCUAAGAGGAAGGCUUCUCUGAGCAAUCCGGUACGGAUGUCAACAAGGUCAAGACCAUCCAGCUAGCUGUUCCUGUCAGAGCUGGGAUGUGGCUCACCCCAAGGCAUCUGGAAAAAUACCAAGAUGUCCUGGAGAAACUGCUAGCAGAGACGUUACAGGACACCCCAGACGCUGACUGAUAUCUGCAGAAUCAGAAAAGAAAGCGAUGUAACUUGCUAAAGCUAAAAGACUCCACUUAUGUAAAUGAAAUCUGUAAAAGAGAUUAACAACAA
Harpia harpyja (harpy eagle) is the source of this 444-nucleotide messenger RNA. RefSeq names its product motilin (gene MLN). Gene Ontology annotation, molecular function: hormone activity. Gene Ontology annotation, cellular component: extracellular region. The record is from RefSeq and is a predicted model, not a curated record. The transcript is spliced from 4 exons. Lineage: Eukaryota; Metazoa; Chordata; Aves; Accipitriformes; Accipitridae.